AGAUGUCUAAGCAGCCAGACAGAAAGGUCGGGGUAGCAUUCUCAGGUGGUGGCAUUCGAUCAGCAGCGCUGUGYUCUGGUGUCUUACGAAGAUUGCUCCAAACAUCGACUCCCAUUGACUACCUUAGCUGUGUUUCCGGUGGGGGAUACAUAGGAGCAUCCUAUCUUGACUGGAAGUUCCGUAAUGAGUGUAAAGAUGAUCCUUUUUGGCAUAAAGAGUACUUUGAACAUUUACGCCAGCACAGCAACCCCAUAUGUGAUUGCAGAAACCCUUGCACGGGUUGUUUCCAUGCUCUACGAAUCAUCUUGCUCGCACUCUUUGUCUCGCUGAUCGUGCCUUGUGCCAGUGUUUUUAUGUAUGCCAUCCCAAAUGCUUAUGCAUUCGAUUAUUUCUUUGGUGACAAGCUACGCGCAUCAUUCGUGUGCCCAAAGGGAAAUGAUCACAACUUUACAGAGUCACAGAUCAAAGAGAACCCCCAAAUCGUCCAAUCCUUGAACAUCAGUUCAAGUAAAACUGUUGAAUGUGUGCCCGUGUUUGGGGUUCUGAUGUACGACACGAUUUCACUCUUUGCUAUUUUACUGGCUAUCACGAUAUCGAUGUUCUUUCUCAAGACAAUCUUCAAGCGAAGAUCUCUGUUCAAUGUUUUCAAUAUCUCCUCUAGCGUUAUGGUUUUUGUAUUCUGCAUGGUAUUUCUUCCAUGGUUGAUUGAGGAAUACAUCGUUGUGACGCCUUUAUGGGUAAAUGCUUUGAUCAUCGUCCUUAGUGUCGUAGUUUGGCUGGGCUUUCCACCACUGCGCAGCAAAGCAUCGUGGAUACUGGUUAUCUUUUUCUUUGCCUACACCGUCAAAUGGCGAGUCUACAAGACAGCAAUACUUGGAAUUGUAUAUACCCAAGAACGGUUUUGGGUUAUGCUAUGGAUUUCGGGUAUGCUGUUGUGGUUGCAUCCCUUCCUUGGAUCACUUCAGCAAAAUGCAGUACAUUUACAAAAUGCCUUAAUGCUCCAGAAGACCUUUUUUUCUCCUGAAAGUCGUAAAUCAGCAAAGGUGAAUUGUGCUGACUUCGUUCCUUGGUCAACAAGUUGCUGCCAAUCAAAACAGGAAGAUAUAAACAGACCUCUGACUCUUGGUGAUCUAGCCCACCUAAAACCGGAAUAUAUGUGUAACGUGGCAGUCAAUCAUUGGAGAAAAACAAACGAACAAGGAGAGAAAAAUUACGAGCUUCUGGUGCUGUCUCCUUCCAUAAUUGAACGUAUCGAUCGAAGCCAAGAUGAGAAGCAGUUCGACAAUGAAGGAUUUAUUCAACCAAGUGACGUCAAACUGCAUACUGCUAUGGCAACMUCGGCUGCCGCCGUAUCGUAUGAUUUUGGCAGACGCAGCGAGGGCCUCCAAGCGGUUCGUGAUCUGCAAAUCGUACUAGGUAUUGGUAUGGGUAAGAGUCUCGUGGCACAACCUGGCCUCAGCAGUCAACUACCAUGUGUAGUGAGGGCACUGCCAAUGAUAGUUCAACUUCUAAUGGCAAUUCCUCUUCUUGGGAUCCCUGUUGCACGCUAUUACGGAGCACCUAUAUACUUUGACAAAAUCGCAAUAAUCAUGUUUCUUUGCAUUCUGGGCAUAUUGACAUUGGUUGCUGUCAUACCAACAGGGGCUGCAAAUCCGGGAUGUUUGAGAAAAUUUAUAAGGUGGUGUAUAAUUAACAUCUACCACGUUCGACUCUUGCGAAAGCUUCUGGGCAUUACCAAUAUAGGACCCGUUCCUCCUCCUGUUAUGGAACUAAGCGACGGUGGCCAUAUCGAGAACCUGGCACUGCUACCUCUCUUCAAACUCCGACUUCCACGGAUAGUAGUGGUCAAUGGAAGCUACUUGGAACCUGGAACUCACUACGCCACAGACCUUCUCUUUGCUUUACAGCAGGCACGUGAGAAACUCCGUUGCUCGUUCACUGGACUUGAUGGUCGGGAUGUCCUUGAAGAUAUACGUGAGAAAUUCGUGGAGCAACCUGAAGGAAAACAACCGAGAUGUUAUCGAUUUGUUGUACAUUAUUAUGCCAAGAAUGGCUUGUCGGAUCUCAAAGUCGGGGAGGGUGAAGUUAUGCUGAUAUCGCCAAGACAUCCAAGUAAAGGGACAAACGAUCUGGAAGARUCAGCAUGGAAUGAUUUCAGCGAUGACGUCAAGUUAAAUCUCGAUGAAGGUGCAUGGGAUCGAGGUCCAGCAGUUAACGCACACGAGGUAGAUCGCUUAACAGGCUGUUGCUUUGAGUGCUGCCAUUGGAGCCCAUGCAACUUCUUAUGCAGGUUUGGCAGAUUCCCACACCAUUCCACUGCCAAUCAAAUGUUUACACCAGCUAUGUUCACAGCAUACCACAGAGAAGGGUACCGCGCAUGUGUUGAAGCCCAGGCUGACCAAUUUUUGAUUGCCUAACUUAUGCGUUGCUGUUUUAUGUAGUGGACCACAUUUUACCUGUUUUGAACUCCAAAGAAAUUAUGAAAAGAAACUUAGUGACAAGUAACGAGACUUUCCAUGUUACCGAAACAAUUGUGGCAAUUUUUUAUUAUUUUCAUUUUUUGAGGGAGCUUCUGCAAUAGACACUAUUCAAUUUGUGAAACAAAGCUUGAUAGGAGUCAUAUUCCUCUCACUUUUUUAUAUCCUCUAUAACARUCCUUUUUUAAAGCUGUUUUUACUUAGUUUUCUUUACAAAAAUAUAGAAGUAGACGUUUCUAAUAAAAAAACAACAACAUAAAACAGCUUUUAGGAUAUAUGUUAGGUGUUAUAAAACGUACGAGGAGUACAACUCCCGUCAUGCUUUGUUGUACAAAAAACGUCGCUGCACAUUGCCUACUGUAAUGAUAAUCAUAUAAUCAGCUUAUAAGGGUUAAUCAUGAUAACAUU
This is a messenger RNA of Exaiptasia diaphana, 2885 nucleotides long. RefSeq lists its product as uncharacterized. Bases 3 to 2417 code for a protein of 804 amino acids. The transcript is spliced from 4 exons. Lineage: Eukaryota; Metazoa; Cnidaria; Anthozoa; Actiniaria; Aiptasiidae. The record is from RefSeq and is a predicted model, not a curated record.